AUGUCACUUGCCCAGGCAACAUCACAAGUUGGAUUUGCCUAUGGGCUUGCCCGGGUUGGGAGGCCCCACACCUUGCCUGGGCUACAUUUGGCCGUUGGAACCACAAAACUGGCCUUGGGCCCCUUCUUGCAUGGGUUGGCCUUGCGCGCUGGAAGUGCUCUUAAGGCUGGACUGUUGAGGGAUGACAUCCAUGGGAAUCUAGGAGUCUAG
Molecule: messenger RNA, 210 nt
Organism: Prunus armeniaca (apricot)
Lineage: Eukaryota; Viridiplantae; Streptophyta; Magnoliopsida; Rosales; Rosaceae
Source: the annotation of a GenBank genome assembly